Messenger RNA from Ceratotherium simum simum (southern white rhinoceros), 1457 nucleotides. NCBI's taxonomy places the organism in Eukaryota, Metazoa, Chordata, Mammalia, Perissodactyla, Rhinocerotidae. The record is from RefSeq and is a predicted model, not a curated record.
GGACUUGUAAGGGCCAAGCCAAAGCCCAGAGAUGGAAGCAGACAAGGUCACAGAAGAGCCUCAUACCACCAUGGAUGCAGAGAAGCACCCCUCUUCAAAGAACCCCUCUGCCAAGGAUUCACAGGAGCCCCCUAUCCCUGAAACCCCUUUGGAGCCUUCCAUCUCUGAGACUCCUUUAGAGACCCAUACCUCUGAAACCCUUUUGGAGCCCUCCGUCUCUGAGACCUCUUUAACCUACUCUGUCUCUGAGAUCCCCUUGGAGACCCCUAUCCCUGAGACCCCACUGGAGACUCACUUCUCUAAGGUCCCAGAGAAACACCUUACUUUUCUUACCUUAUCAGUAGGCCAUGUCCCUGUGUCUUCCUCUGAUGCUCUGAAGGAAGACCUCUUCUCCGAGUCUUCCUCCAGUGAGGUCUUGUGGACAAAAAGGUCCAUCCAGACCUCUGAAUCUGAGAUCCUUCAAAAGGACUCCCGUUCAGGCCCUUCAACCCAGGUCCACUUGGACAGAGCAGAGAAGAGGGAAGAGGAAGGAGAGGAUAAGGAGGGAGUGGAUGCCACUGACAGCACUGCUCACACAGCUCAGCCUGCGCACCUACUGGGCAAGAAGAAGGGGAAGAAAGGAGUUAGCCGUAAUUGCUCCUGCCCUGUUCCAUGUUCUCAUCACUGUCUCUCACCUGCCCCAGGGGGACUGGGUUACUCUUUGACCUGGCCCCUUCUCUUAGUUUUAGGCCUCCUCACUUCCCCUAGGUUACUCAGCCCUCCCUUCCCAGGGUACACAGUCCACCCAGUGGUCCCUGCUAAGCAGGCAGAGUUGGCAGAAGUUGCUAAGGCAAUGCACAGAGAGAAGUUUGGUGCACAGGUGAAUCAUCUUUUCCAGUGGGAGAAGAAUGCAGCCCUGAAUGCCAUCCAGACAGGCCUCUACAUUGGCUGGCGCUGCCCCCAUUAUCUAUGGGACUGUUUUCGGAUUGGGGAUGAGUCCAAGUGCUUUUGUGGACACUUGUUGAGAGAGCACCAGAUCAUUUCAGACAUAUCCGUGCCCUGCAAUGUGGGCCAGUGCCGCUGCCUCAUGUUCUGUUUUAUCCCAUCAUGCCCAGAGGAGGUGGGUGAGUUCUGGCUCAAAAGACGGGCCACUUUUGACCCCAAGGCCUGGAGAGCCCAAUGUCGCUGUAAACACAGCCACGAAGACCACGCAGCUACCAGGUCCCAUCCCUGUAGGGUUAAAGGCUGUUGCUGCAACUUCUUUGAGUCUAAUUUCCUCUGUGCGGCCUGUGACCGGUGCUGGGAGGAACACGAGACUUUCUUUGAGACUAAGGAGACCCGGCGACAAGGAGGGAGGCCUCACGGAACAGACACUGUCAACACCUGGCACAGGCCUCUGUGAGCCUGGCCCAGAUCAGCAAUAAAAGGGAAGCCGCUGGGAUCUGACCUGGCUCUGUAUGGGGCAGAUAGGGCCCAGC